AUGUCCCAAACGCGCUGGUCAGCUAGAGUGGACUGCAUUAAGCCAUUCGCAACCCACUUUCCUGAUAUAAUCAAAUCAGUAGCUGAUAUAAGGAACCUAAAUUUGUCUAUAGAAAAUCGUGCUGAUCUAAAUGGGAUUAUUUCAUAUAUGGAAUCGUUUGAAUGCAUUCUGAUGUCCGCUAUAUGGUUCAAAGUACUUACUGCUAUCAAUUACACCAAUCUUGUUUUGCAAGCACGGAAUGCUACAUUGGAUGUAGAAGUGACCAACAUCAAACGACUAAUUGAUGAAUUAAAAACUCUUCGAGAUAAAUGGGAUUCUAUUAUGGUGGAGAGUAAAUUAGUUGCAAACACCUUAAACAUUUCUCAAGAACUUCCAGAACCUAGACGAAAAAUUAGGAAGCGAUUUGCUGAUGAGACACCUGAUGAAAUUUCUCUAUCAAAUUCUGAAAAUUAUUUUAAACAAAACGUUUUUUAUAUAUUAUUGGACUGCAUUAUAGGGAAUAUCAGUAGACGAUAUGAAGCUGCAUAUGAAAUUGACAAAACUUUUAACUUUCUCUGGAAGUAUAAUCAUUACGAAGAGGAAGAAAUUUGCCGAAGGAGUAAGGAUUUUGUGAAUAAAUACAAGGAUGAUGUUUCCAUGGAGCUGAUUGAUGAGCUUUUGCAUUUGAAAUUUAUCCAUGAUGUUAACAUCAAAAAUGAUUUGGACCCUUUUCUUCUUCUCAAUAAAAUCAACGAACUGAAACUUAUAUGUCUUUUCCCCAACAUUUGUAUUGGCCUGAGAAUUUUUUGUACAUUACCAGUUACGGUAGCACAAGCUGAACGGUCUUUUAGCAGACUGGCGCUUAUAAAAAAUGAUCUAAGAUCAACAAUGACGUAA
This is a messenger RNA of Hydra vulgaris (swiftwater hydra), 876 nucleotides long. RefSeq lists its product as uncharacterized. The record is from RefSeq and is a predicted model, not a curated record. NCBI's taxonomy places the organism in Eukaryota, Metazoa, Cnidaria, Hydrozoa, Anthoathecata, Hydridae. Gene Ontology annotation, molecular function: protein dimerization activity.